Molecule: messenger RNA, 756 nt
Organism: Lasiosphaeria miniovina
Lineage: Eukaryota; Fungi; Ascomycota; Sordariomycetes; Sordariales; Lasiosphaeriaceae
Product: pre-mRNA splicing factor ini1
Exons: 3
Coding region: 335-664 (109 amino acids)
Biological process (GO): mRNA splicing, via spliceosome
Cellular component (GO): U2 snRNP; catalytic step 2 spliceosome; precatalytic spliceosome
Source: RefSeq, a predicted model, not a curated record
CCUAACCCUGUACCAGCAAGGCUAGGGGACAAGAGAAGGCGCUGGAAAGGAAAACGCCACACUAGCCGAGGCUGAGAAAUGCAGCCCGCAGCAUUUCCUCGCGAUCGCGACCGCGACUUUAAGUUUUGCUGGACUAUAUCCUUGCGACUGACCUCCCUGACAGACCCCUCACCUUCAAACCCACGACGAGACUACGGUGCGCACGCCCACACAUAGCAGCCGACGACACUCAUUUGCAGUCUUGUCUUUAAUAGCCCAAGGCCACCAAGCAGCGGGAUUUAGUCAGCUACCCAGCAGCUCCUGCGGCCCGUUUAGCUAGCAGCACGCCGCCAUCAUGUCUCGCCAUCACCCCGACCUCGUCAUGUGCCGCAAGCAGUCGGGCAUCGCCAUCGGGCGGCUCUGCGACAAGUGUGACGGCAAGUGCCCCGUGUGCGACUCGUACGUGCGGCCGACGACGCUGGUGCGCAUCUGCGACGAGUGCAGCUUCGGCAACUACCAGAACAAGUGCGUCGUGUGCGGCGGCGAAGGGAUCUCGGACGCCUUUUAUUGUUUUGAGUGCACGCGCCUCGAGAAGGACCGUGAUGGGUGCCCCAAGAUUAUCAAUUUGGGUAGUUCGCGAACGGAUCUGUUCUACCAAAAAAAAACAAAUCGCACUUUCACCUAGCACUCGAGCGGCCCGGGCCUGGGUCAGAGUGGCUCUUUUUUUCCCUCUCUUUUUUGUUGUCUGUCUGUCUGCAUCCCUCGCCAGCUGCGUUG